Molecule: messenger RNA, 2551 nt
Organism: Tupaia belangeri chinensis (Chinese tree shrew)
Lineage: Eukaryota; Metazoa; Chordata; Mammalia; Scandentia; Tupaiidae
Gene: GABRG1
Product: gamma-aminobutyric acid type A receptor subunit gamma1
Exons: 9
Coding region: 91-1488 (465 amino acids)
Biological process (GO): chloride transport; gamma-aminobutyric acid signaling pathway; monoatomic ion transmembrane transport
Cellular component (GO): membrane
Molecular function (GO): extracellular ligand-gated monoatomic ion channel activity; GABA-A receptor activity
Source: RefSeq, a predicted model, not a curated record
UCCGCUCUCCUGCCCUACUCCGGGCUGCGCCGGGAGGGGAGCCCUGGCUUGCAGAACCCAGCGCGCAGCACCCGCGGGAGGAACGUCCCGAUGGGCUCCUGGGAGGCUCUGCUCUUCUCCCCCUUCCUUCUGGGGAGUCGAAGUAGAGGCGUGAGGUUGAUGUUUUUGUUACUGACUCUGCAUUUGGGGAACUGUGUCGAUAAAGCAGAUGAUGAAGAUGAUGAAGAUUUGACAGUGAACAAAACCUGGGUCUUGGCACCAAAAAUUCAUGAAGGAGACAUCACACAAAUUCUCAACUCGUUGCUUCAAGGCUAUGACAACAAGCUGCGUCCAGACAUAGGAGUGAGGCCCACAGUCAUUGAAACUGAUGUUUAUGUGAACAGCAUUGGACCGGUGGACCCCAUAAACAUGGAAUACACAAUAGAUAUCAUUUUUGCCCAAACCUGGUUUGACAGUCGUUUGAAAUUCAAUAGCACCAUGAAAGUACUUAUGCUCAACAGUAAUAUGGUCGGAAAAAUUUGGAUUCCGGAUACUUUCUUUAGAAACUCAAGAAAAUCUGACGCUCACUGGAUCACCACCCCAAACCGUCUGCUUCGAAUUUGGAAUGACGGACGCGUUCUGUACACCCUAAGAUUGACAAUUAAUGCAGAAUGUUACCUUCAGCUUCAUAACUUUCCUAUGGAUGAGCAUUCCUGUCCAUUGGAAUUUUCAAGUUAUGGAUAUCCUAAAAAUGAAAUUGAAUAUAAGUGGAAAAAACCCUCAGUUGAAGUGGCUGAUCCUAAGUACUGGAGAUUAUAUCAGUUUGCAUUUGUAGGAUUAGCCAACUCCACUGAAAUCUCUCACACGAUCUCUGGAGAUUACGUGAUCAUGACCAUCUUUUUCGACCUCAGCAGACGAAUGGGCUACUUCACUAUUCAGACCUACAUCCCCUGCAUCUUGACGGUUGUGCUCUCCUGGGUGUCUUUCUGGAUCAAUAAAGACGCGGUGCCUGCAAGGACAUCGCUGGGCAUCACCACGGUCCUGACCAUGACAACCCUGAGCACCAUUGCCAGGAAGUCCUUGCCGAAGGUGUCCUACGUGACCGCCAUGGACCUCUUCGUGUCUGUCUGCUUCAUCUUUGUUUUCGCAGCCUUGAUGGAAUAUGGAACGCUGCAUUAUUUCACCAGCAACAAGAAGGAAAAGCCUGAGAGAGACCGAAAGCUGAGGAACAAGGCCUCGAUCUCGCCCGGCCUCCACCCUGGGUCCACCCUGAUCCCCAUCCACAGCAUCUCCCUGCCGCAGGGAGAAGAUGACGAUGGCUAUCGCUGUUUGGAGGGCAAAGACUGCGCCAGCUUCUUUUGCUGCUUCGAAGACUGCAGGACGGGGUCUUGGAGGGAAGGAAGAAUUCACAUACGCAUUGCCAAGAUCGACUCCUACUCCCGAAUAUUUUUUCCGACAGCGUUUGCCCUGUUCAAUCUGGUUUAUUGGGUUGGCUAUCUUUACUUAUAGAGCUCCAGCGAGUAGGCAGAAAUCCUAAGUCUGACUAAAUCCAACCUAAUCUUUUCUCCUUCAGUAACGCGAAGUUCAAAUUUGAAGUGCAGAGAAACCAAUGGUUAUGGUGGGAAUAGUACUGUAACUAGUUUAAGGCCUUCAUUGGGAAAUGUAACAGCUUCCAGACUUAAAUUUAUGUGCUGCUGAUCAGUUGCAAACUUCAGUAUAUUCAAAUGCUGUUAUGUAUGUUUACUUUAAUUUUCUUUCACUUCCUUACAUUCUAUGAAGGUUUUGGGUUUAUAAAUUCUAUGAUUCAUAUUUUAAAGGUGGAAUCACUUUAAUACAUAUUUUGUUCAAAUAGAAUCUGUCGUCAUUUGUGGAAAGCUAAUGGUUAAUAUUUGUAUAGUAAUGUUUGGCCUAGGAAAGAUUUUUAAUUUGAGUUUUUCCUGGCUUUUUAUUUGUAAGCCCUAUUUGGGAUACAGUUCAUUAAAGCAUAAUGCUAUGAUUUCCAUGGGUGUAUUUCAAAGACGUUUUACUUCCAGGAAGAAAUGAAUGUUUAAAUUCUUGAUCAGUUACAGAAGAUUUAUGAAAAGUCUAGGGUUUAAGUCUUUGACCCCAGUCCACUUCCUGAUAUAAUAUUAAAUAGAAUUCCAGUUUCAUUUAGUUGGGUAAUUUGCAAAUUUGAGUGCAACCUACCAGUCAUUUCUUUGAAAUGCAAGGUUUAAAAAAAAAAUCAGGAAAAAAAAAUUCUGCAUUUAAUCAUUUAGUUCUCUGCUUCCCAGCAUUUAUGAAGUACAACGAGGUUAGCACUGAAAUGUUAAAACCCACCAAACACUGAAAUUAUACAGAGGAGGCUGACUUUGUUUUAUGCUCUACAAGAGUGCAAUAGCAGCUGUGUAUAAGAGUUCCAGACUUGCCACCCAGCUUGCUAGAGAACCUCAAGCACAAACUGCGGAAUUACCCUUAAAAAUGGUUUUCGUUGCCAAAGUGUAUUAGGACGAAGAGUUUCAUGAUCAAGGCCACCUUUUCUUUUCUUGUUUUUAAAAUAAUUAUUCUAUUUCUUUUCAUUUAUUAUUAUUUU